Messenger RNA from Eucalyptus grandis, 1089 nucleotides. RefSeq names its product pentatricopeptide repeat-containing protein At4g11690-like. The record is from RefSeq and is a predicted model, not a curated record. Gene Ontology annotation, molecular function: protein binding. The transcript is spliced from 3 exons. Lineage: Eukaryota; Viridiplantae; Streptophyta; Magnoliopsida; Myrtales; Myrtaceae. Bases 1 to 1089 code for a protein of 362 amino acids.
AUGGUGAAAAAUGGCCUCGUUCCCUAUCCGAGCGCCUUCAACACUCUGCUGAGUUCUCUCGUUCGGUCAGGCUCGUUCGACGAGGCGUGGCGUCUGCUCAGUGAUUCCAGGGCCAAAGUCGGUAUACUCGACGAGCGGAGCCUCGGGAUCAUGGUGAAGGGCUGCUGCAAAGCCGGUCGCUCGGACCGGGGUUUCAAGAUUUGCGCUCAGUUGAAGGAGAUGAACUGGUCUCCAGUGGCUUACGUGUACACGGCCUUGAUCGACGGCUGUUGCAAACACGGCCACGUCGAAAGGGCGGGAGAAUUGUUCUCCGAGAUGAGCGAGUUGGGUUUAGUCGCCAAACGCAACACCUACAGAGUUGUGAUUGAUGGGUAUUUGAGGAAAGGCAUGAAGGGAGAUGGUCUCGAGUUGUACCGAAAGAUGAAGCUCAGCGGGGUUGUUCCGAGCGUACAUACUUGCAAUCUCAUGAUCAAUGUGCUUUGCAAGGGAGGUUAUGUGAACAGAGCCUUCGAACUGUUCGAUGAAAUGCGCGAGCGAGGGAUUGCGUAUAGUGUUGUUACAUUCAACACUCUCAUUCGGGGGCUGCAUUGUGACUCAAGGGUUUGGGAAGCCGAGAGGUUGGUGGACUUGAUGAAAGGAGCGUGGGAUAAAGCUUUCAGCUUAUUUGAUCAACUGAAGUUAAAAGGUCACUCCCCAUCCUUGGUGACAUACAACACUUUAAUUGCAGGAUCUGCUAGAGCCAAGAACAUGCCUACAAUGACAGAUUUGGUGAAGGAGAUGGAGCAAAGAGAUAUCGGGUCACGCCCCAAACCUCAAGCGCGCGAACAUCCCUCGAUGGGACAGGCUCACAGCUGGGCUCAACCAACAGCUAGAGUUGGUCAGGUUGUUGGCACAAGAAGGCUGCAACGACGGUGGACUGGUGGCUUGGCGUGCAGCAAGGAUGGAGGGGCUAAGCGGAAGGAAAAUGGAAAAGAAGAAGAAAGGAAGAAGAAGAAGCAGCAAGGUCUUGCUAGAGGGGGUGUGCACACUAAGGGGGAUAAGGGGAAAGAGGGGGGCAAGGGUCAAGAGGGUCAAGGCAUGCACCAAUGA